Messenger RNA from Ciona intestinalis (vase tunicate), 1588 nucleotides. NCBI's taxonomy places the organism in Eukaryota, Metazoa, Chordata, Ascidiacea, Phlebobranchia, Cionidae. The record is from RefSeq and is a predicted model, not a curated record.
UGCGGUAUGUUGAUAAUAUUACGUCUAUUAUUGAAUAAAUAUAACUUAUUUGUUCUUGCAUGGCGGGCAACGACAGUCGUUUCUGUCGUAAUUACACGGGUGUUCUGUUCCAUACACCUUGCUUACAGCCACCAUUUACAUAACUUUAUAAGGACAUGGAUAAGGAAGUUUUACAGAGAAAAGUUGAUAAAGCUGUUUCGUCUUUCGAAGUGUCAUGGGCGCAAAAGAAAGUCGGUGUUAAACACACGGGAGUUAUUCUGUUACUUGACGGCGAGCCUUGCUGUAGCUUGGACUUCGGCCCGCCAGCCAAUGUUGAGAUAAAUGCGUGGGAUUCGCGACAGUGGGGUAAAGUUGAAGAACCUUUUGCGGUCAUUUACUUUGAACAUGAGAUCGCACAUCGGUUCAUGCGGUCUAAGGAAGAAAGGGGGAAGACGAUAAACACAGGAGCAUUGGCCGUUGUGAAUGCAGUUGAAGGUUCGAGUUUCAAGCACGACGCCUUUAUAUCAAUGAUUGUGACGUCAUUGCAUUGUUCCGCUACCCAAAAAAUGUUGGCAACCGAAGUGAUUGACAGGUUGUUGAAUAUGAGGUUGGAGAAAUAUAACCUGCUGAAAAAUAACUGCCGAAACCACGUGGUGGCGGUAUAUAAGAUGUUUAGGGAGCAUUUUCCACUGUUAUUCAAGGAGAGCGAGUUAUUCGAGAAAUUUCAUAACAUAGCCCGUUGUGACGCAACAAUGAUGGGAAAAGCCGCCAGCGUUUUCGGUGUCUUGGGUGUUGUUUCUGCCGUCUCUCCAUAUAUUGGGAUCCCGCUGUUUGCUGUCACUGCUGUGGCUAGUGGUAUGAUGGUCUCUGGUAAAUCUAACUCUCUUGUCAAUAUCCAGAAAUCGAAUCCACAAACGCUGGUUGAAGUGAAACAACACGGUAGCUCACGACCGCCACCUCCCGGUAACAUAUUUGUACAGAACCCGACUUGUGGUUUCGGGUAUUCAGAGUUUCUCACUUCGCUGCAAAACAUCGGAGUAUUCCGCAACUACGGAUCCCCGGCAGGAAAAACUUAUUUGGAAUAUUUUCUAUCCGUCCAUAAGCAUCACCAUAGAGAUCGUAGUGAUGAUGACGUCACAUACUUUUUUAUUCCUCCCCUGGAGGUCCAAGCGAGGAGAGAUAAUGUUCUGAAAAUCCUUCACGAUAUGAUGCUGCUUGAGAUCACACCUCACGUGACCCGCGUGGCUGACGCGUUCAUUAAUGACGUAUUUGAUGACGUCAUUGACCAUGAUGAUUUUUUGAAACAGAUCGCCAAAGUUUUCGCAGAUUUCGGAGACGCAUUGAAAGACGCCGAGUUGGUGUUGAUGUUUAAGUCUCACAACCUGAUGCAUUAGAGGAAGCCUCCAAUGUGUUCUAUAUGUGACUUGCAAAUGACUGAUAUUGUGUACCAGUGGUUGUUAUAUCCAUGGAUUGCCCAAAUUGUUCGCCAGAAAACUACUCACCUACAAAGUUACAUACAUGGUAACUCGUAGGCGGGCACGAGGUGUUUGAAACAAAACACCCGUGUUAUAACGACUGCCGUUGCCCCGCUACGCGAGAAUAAAUAAGU